Molecule: messenger RNA, 984 nt
Organism: Cadophora gregata
Lineage: Eukaryota; Fungi; Ascomycota; Leotiomycetes; Helotiales; Ploettnerulaceae
Exons: 6
Coding region: 1-774 (257 amino acids)
Source: RefSeq, a predicted model, not a curated record
AUGUUCUCCAUGGCCAUUCUCCCUCUCACGGUAUUUCUCAUCAGCUUACAACUGCACACGACCAUAGCAGCCAUCCAGAAUCUCGCUUUCUAUGGCGUCUGGCUAGGAGCAGGAAGCAAUGCUUCGAUCCUAAGAUUCGAAAGCACACUCAUAAUCCCCUCACCGUCACCAGACACCAGCUUAGAAGACAAUGUCCAAGCUUUUUGGCCUGGUCUCCAGCCCGCAGACAACGAUGGUGUGUUUCAGAACGUGGUUACGAAUCAGGGUGGGAAGGUGGGAGAGUGGCAUCUUCUGCCGUUCUCGUGCUGUAGUCCUGCGAAGGCACUUACGCCGCAGAUGAGAGCAGUCCAUCCUGGCGACUCGCUGACCAACAUUUUCGCCCUUGACGUCCCAACCGGGAAGUGGUACGACAACUACCUCGUGACACCGAACCGUGUUGGCACGGGGAGAGAAGACGGUGCCGUACCGUAUGGUGGUGGAUUCACGUUUGAUCCUAGGGAUGAUGCGGAACUCGGAGAGAAACCAUUCACUAGCACGCUAAUGACCAUCGAAUUGCAAGAACGAGGGAAAUGGAACUUUGGUGCGGUGGAGUGGAGGAACAUCUUGGUGGAAGCGAAUACCACGGAAACUAAGUGGUGUGAAGAUGGGCCAGUCCUAGCAGGUGGCCACAAUUUCAAGAGGAGCUUUUCGAUGCCGACAUGGAAUACUGUCGGAGCUACCACGACGUGCCACAUUGCGCAGAUGAUUUUCGAAGGGCCGGAAAAAAGAAGAUGAAAGACGUGGUUAGGGAUGAUGUUUGAGAUGUUUGUGUGAGUAGGAAAGGUUCGUGGAUGAGGCGCUGGUCGCUUGAUAGUUUAAAUACAACCGCUCCCACCUCCCCAACACUUCGCCAAAGUGGGAGCUGCUUAAAAGAAAAGGCUUCUGAAAGUCGGUUAAAAUGGAUUUCUAAGACACCAUUUGAUUCAUCAAGAUCCAAAUGAUAGG